CUAAACUCUCAACUUCUUAUCUUUCAGAAUUACAGCCAUGUCAAACCAGACCCCAACACACGUUCUUUAACACCAUAAACUCACUGACUCCACUCCACCACCUCCCUUAAUAAUCGAAUUUGUUUAAGCAUAAACUUAAUUAAACUAAUUUAAAUUGAAUAAAAUUAUUCCAAUAUUUUUGUUUGUUUUUCAGAUGUAUUUCUUUGUUUCUCAUGCUUUACUGAAGAACAGAAGAUGGAGAAGCAGAGAAACUGCUCAUCUUGGAAAUCCACAAAGUUUCUGGUUAUUUCUUUAACUCUUUCUUUCUCUUUCUUUCUCUUUUCAUUUUUCUCUUUCUGGGUAAUGCGAGCUUCUCCUUUACUCCAUCAAGAAUCUUAUGUUGUGAUUAGUUCACCCUCUUUAAGUUUAAGCUUUAAUUCCUUAAAUCUGCAAUCUUUGACAGUUCCUAGUACAGAUUCUACUCCAAUUAAUCUUAAUAAUACUGCUAAUUUGAAGAAACCCCAGUUGAGAAAACCUCAAGUUUCAUCUGGGUUUGUUGAUAGUAGUAGAAAUUUCACUGUUUUGGGUAAAAAUUUCUCAGUUUCUAGAGUGAAAGUUGUGGAUUUGAGGAGUACCCAUUUGAGGAAAUCACAAAAUUCAUCUGGGUUUGUGAAAUCUUCCAUUUUUGAGGAUGAAGUUGGUAAAGUUGUGAAGAGUGAGUUAAAUUUGACUUCAGUUGGUAAAAUUGAUGAGGAAAUUGAAGAAAAGAAGGGUAAAGAUUGUGAUGUUUCCAAAGGGAAGUGGGUGUUUGAUGAUAGUUACCCAUUGUACACAAAUUUCUCAUGCCCUUUCAUUGAUGAAGGGUUUAAUUGCCAAGGAAAUGGGAGGUGGGACAAAGAUUACAUGAAAUGGAGAUGGCAACCUCAAGAUUGUGACAUUCCAAGGUUCAAUGCAACAAAUAUGCUGGAAAUGAUUAGAGGAAAGAGGGUAGUCUUUGCUGGGGAUUCAAUUAACAGGAAUCAAUGGGAAUCAUUGCUUUGUUUACUGAUGGGAGCUGUUAAAGAUCCCACUCGGGUCUAUGAGACGCGAGGCCGGAGAAUUACAAAGAAUAGAGGAAGUUAUAGUUUUAGAUUUGUGGAUUAUCAGUGUACAGUUGAAUUCUAUGUGACGCAUUUCUUAGUACGUGAAGGCAAGUCGAGGAUAGGGAGGAAGCGUAAGGAAACUUUGCGUAUUGAUAGUGUUGAUAGAGAUUCAGCAAAAUGGAGAGGAGCUGAUAUCUUGAUCUUUAACACUGGGAAUUGGUGGACUCAUUUCAAAACAAAAGCAGGGAAUAACUAUUACCAGGAAGGUAAGCAAGUUUAUCCCCACCUUGAUCCUUUAGAAGCUUACAGAAAAGCUCUACUGACGUGGGCUACGUGGGUGGAUAAAUUCAUCAAUCCACGCAAAACCCACGUUUUCUUUCGAAGUACAGCACCCGCUCAUUUCAGAGGAGGGCAAUGGAAUACUGGUGGACAUUGUAGAGAGGUACGAAAACCCCUGAAUGAAACGUACAUAGACAAUGUUGAUAAAGAUAUUAUCGCUCAGGAAGUCAUCACCACGAUGAAAACUCCCGUUACAUUCGUGAAUGUAACGGGAUUAUCAUCAUAUAGGAUUGAUGGACAUCCUUCAAAGUAUGGUAAAAACCCAGGAAAGAAGGGAUCUUCAGUUGAAGAUUGCAGUCAUUGGUGUCUUCCUGGAGUUCCAGAUGCGUGGAACGAGCUGAUUUAUCAUCAGUUGGUUUUAAAACAACAGAAGAAUCUGUAUGCUAGUUGAUGAGCUUUUUUUGGAUAAGCAAAUCUGUAUACUUAUGCUUUUUUUGGACAGAGGAGAAUAGGAUUAUAGAUGAUUACACAUUCUUUGAUUAACUUUUAUGUUUGAUCACUCUGCUGUUAGGUUUAUAAUUUCUUGUAAUCAGUUGUAAUGAAAAGAGAGGAACCAAAGGAAAAAAAUUCUUGUAAUUUCUGUCUUUUCCAGUGAAUAUGUACAUACAAAUCAAGAGUUUGUUGCUUGUUA
Molecule: messenger RNA, 2031 nt
Organism: Spinacia oleracea (spinach)
Lineage: Eukaryota; Viridiplantae; Streptophyta; Magnoliopsida; Caryophyllales; Amaranthaceae
Product: protein trichome birefringence-like 6
Exons: 5
Coding region: 235-1791 (518 amino acids)
Cellular component (GO): Golgi apparatus
Molecular function (GO): O-acetyltransferase activity
Source: RefSeq, a predicted model, not a curated record